This is a messenger RNA of Aspergillus steynii IBT 23096, 1999 nucleotides long. Its product is annotated as MDR family MFS transporter. The record is from RefSeq and is a predicted model, not a curated record. NCBI's taxonomy places the organism in Eukaryota, Fungi, Ascomycota, Eurotiomycetes, Eurotiales, Aspergillaceae. The transcript has 3 exons. Bases 255 to 1910 code for a protein of 551 amino acids. Gene Ontology annotation, biological process: transmembrane transport. Gene Ontology annotation, molecular function: transmembrane transporter activity.
UCCUUUGUUGUAAUCGACCAGUGAUUGACCGGUCGAUGCUAACAUGUCCCUGUAGUAAGUAUGUAACUUCUACGUAGCACGACCAGCGCCUUUCGGAAAUUGCCCCCUCCCUCCCCAUUCAACCAACAAUCAAGUGCGGGAGAUGCCUGGAUGCAGCUUGGGCAUUCAGCCUCCUGCCCCAGACAGAAGGUCAUGCCCAUCCUUAUUUUCUGUCCAGCAACAACGUCGCAGGAUUGACCGUCCGAACCACAACGAUGUCCCCAGAUCAAGAAAGGUCGCUCUACGAUUGGCGAUUCUGGUUGAUUUUCGCCGGUCUGUCUGUCACCUCACUUCUAACGGCCGUCGAAUCUACCGUCACCUCCACGGCUCUCCCGACGAUUUCGCGUGACUUGAAUGCCGGCGAAGCUUAUAUCUGGUUUGUGAAUGCCUUUUUCCUCUCAAGCACCGCAUUCCAGCCCCUCUACGGUCAAUUAGCAGAUGUAUUUGGGCGACGAUGGCCUCUGAUCUCUGCCGUCUCGUUCUUCGCUCUGGGGAGUGGGAUUAGUGGAGGCGCGAAAUCGACGGCCAUGCUCAUCGGAGGACGAGCGGUCCAGGGAAUAGGACUCGGUGGCGUGAACAUGUUGAUUGAUAUUGUGAUAUGCGAUCUCGUCCCCCUCCGCGAGCGAGGCCAGUUCAUGGCUUUGAUAUUUGUCGUCUUCGCCGUCGGAUCUUCCAUCGGCCCAUUUGUCGGGGGUGCCUUGACACAGCAUGUCACCUGGCGAUGGUCAUUCUACAUCAGUCUACCAAUUGCGGGGGUCGCCUUGCUUCUGAUGCUGCUGUUCCUGCAGGUGAAAUAUCAAAAGGAGACGACGUUGGCACACAAAUUGAAACGAAUUGACUGGCUGGGCAACACAAUACUGGUCGCUGCAGUGGUAGCAGUCCUGAUCGCGCUUAGCUUCGGUGGCACAAUCUAUGACUGGUCGAGCUGGCAUGUAAUUGUACCUCUUGUACUUGGACUUCUGGGCCUUGUUGUCUUUCACACUCUACAGACCACGCGCCUCUGUCCUGAGCCAACAAUCCCGCCAAGGCUCUUCAUGAACCGGACCUCGCUUGCGGCGUUCAUCCUCAGUUUCUUGCACGGCAUGCUGCUCUACUGGGCCCUUUACUUCUUACCGGUCUACUUUCAGGGAGUUAAGCUCAGCACACCCACUCGUUCUGGCGUACAGAUUAUUCCCACGGUCAUCGUGGUCGUUCCGGCAGCGAUCUUCGCCGGUGCGGUUCUCACCAAAACCGGCCGAUACAAAUGGAUCCAAAUUGCCGGGUUUGCGUUCAUGACACUCGGAAUGGGGCUAUUCACCCUUCUCGACAAAGACUCCGAUACGGGGAAAUGGACUGGUUUCCAGAUUCUGGCCGCCAUCGGAUCCGGUCUAAUCAUCACGUCCACCCUCCCUGCCGCCCAAGCCGAGCUUCCAGAAAGCGACGUCGCCGCGUCGACCGCAACGUGGGCGUUCCUCAGAUCCUUCGGAUCGGUCUGGGGCGUAGCCAUUCCAGCCACCAUCUUCAACAAUCGAUUCUCAUCCAGCGUUGCGGCCUCCGGUUUGGACACGCAUCCAGAGGCCGGUGCCAUCCUGCGUGUCAGCGACGCAUAUCAGCAGGCGUCCCGCGAAUUCGUGCACAGGUUCCCGGAAGAACUGCAAACUGAUAUCAUUCGCGCUUACACCGACGCGCUGCAGCGUGUGUGGCAGAUCUCGAUCAUCUUUGCCGGGUUGGGAUUUCUUAUUGCGUGGAUGGAGAGAGAGGUGGAGCUGCGCACGACGCUGGAGACGGAAUAUGGUCUAAAGGACCGUGAGGGUGAGAGAAGGGAUGGAGAAACGGUUGAGGAAGGAGUGGUCGCUAAAGGUAAGCAGGGUGGGGUUGUUUCUGGCGGGUGAUUUCGAUAUUCUAUCAGGUUCCUGAUACCCAUGUGUCAUGAUCUUUGCUUUAGCAGGUUAACGAUUUAAUUAUGGUGAUAGAUCCCCCU